Molecule: messenger RNA, 300 nt
Organism: Aureobasidium subglaciale EXF-2481
Lineage: Eukaryota; Fungi; Ascomycota; Dothideomycetes; Dothideales; Saccotheciaceae
Exons: 1
Coding region: 1-300 (99 amino acids)
Source: RefSeq, a predicted model, not a curated record
AUGGCGGCGAGGUGGCGCGAGGCAUGCGACCGCGAGGGUGGCAGUGUACGACACCCUCCGAAGACUAUCAGACACUUGAUUAAGCGCCAGCAUGAGGAGAUUGAAGCUAUACACGAGCGCCAGCAAGCAGAGAAGCGAAAGGGUAGAGGUGUACCCUUACAGGCUUCACCCUCUGUCUCACAGGUAUUCUACGUUGGAAGUCAACCACCAGUACCAUCUCUAGACCAUCCAGCACCCCAAGCCGCUCGCCAGAAGUCCAACAGUCCUAUACCACAAGAGCUUGACAAUGGCGACGGUUAG